Messenger RNA from Carassius gibelio (silver crucian carp), 1716 nucleotides. Its product is annotated as UPF0687 protein C20orf27 homolog. The record is from RefSeq and is a predicted model, not a curated record. Lineage: Eukaryota; Metazoa; Chordata; Actinopteri; Cypriniformes; Cyprinidae. The transcript is spliced from 7 exons. The coding region runs from base 262 to 762 and encodes 166 amino acids.
UGGAGAGGUAGAAAAGCAGAACUAGACGUUAAGUAACCAACAGUAACCAAUGGCUGUAGCUCCUUUUUAGUGACCGCGCGCAGCGUCAGACCUCCACACGCUGCGUUCGAGGGGACUGAUAGCACAGCGCUUCAGGCAACGCCACAAACCUGAUCCACUGUACAGUAGCUACAGUACAUGUAAGACAGGGAUCAUUUUCACUAGAGAUGAUAUCAAAUUGACGCAAUCAUCAUCCCUGGAUUUCCCUGGCCUUAUGUUGAAAUGGCAACAGGAAGGAAAAGCUCCACUUCAAAAGGUGGAGUACAUUUCACCGAUGACAAUGAAGACAUUCCCAUUAACAAAAGCUGUGAUGAAAAGCUUCAGGAUAAAGUCAUUGCAGCGCUACUAGAACCUGAUGGUGCAUAUCUUGUUAAGGUGGGAUUUUUAAGGAUCCAUCACAAAUAUGAAAUCAUCUUUUCUUUGCCGCAAAUCCCAACACUAGGCAAAGAUGUCUGCCUUUCUCCCGCACUCCGCAGUACUGCAAAACCACGACUACGUGCAACACGCAUUACACCACGCCCUGAGGGGGGAGUGAGGGUGGUUUGUGAGUACAUCUCCCAGCAGGAGGGAGUGGUGCAAGAGGAACUCACCCUGCUCAACAGAAGCAGAAGGGACAGCAGUGUCCGAGUUCGAUUACAGGCCAGAGUCAUGGAUCGUCACCACGGAACACCAAUGUUGCUCGAAGGAGUGCAUUGUGUUGGUGAAGAAAAACACAGAAAAUAAUGACAGAGAAGAUGUGAUCAAAAAGUAAUUGGCGUGGAGAGAGUUUAAUGCCAGGGGAGACAGAAGCAGUCGAGAGAGAGACAGACUGCUUACCACCGGAAGGAGUCAACCAGAAGCGUUUCCCGAUAGAGUCGGCGAGUGUCAGAAUAAAAGUCACCAUUGGUGAUUGUAACGAUUACUUUGAUUUAUUAAAAAUAUUGUCAGCAGUACAUCCGACUCCUUGUCCUCUUCCUUUCCUCCUACGAACUCACUACACUGGUGCCAAAACCCGGGAAAGGAAGAAGGAGUGCCGCCGCCAUGCAGAGCCCAUGAUCCACGCCAUUGCGGAUGUCAUCGCAUCCCUCGCGGCCCUGCACCAAGAGGAAUGUCAGUUGGUGAAUGCUGUGUCGAAAUUCGACGCGUAUCCAAUGCCGCAGGUUGACGAGUUACUUGAUCAGCUAGGCUCGGCUCGCUUUUAUUCGACAUUGGACUUAACGAAGGGUUAUUGGCAGAUCCCCUUGUCUCCAUUAUCCAAAGAAAAGACAGCUUUAACGACGCCGUUUGGAUUACGCCAAUUUGUUACCCUUCCAUUUGGGUUGUUCGGAGCCCCGACCACCUUUCAGUGCCUCAUGGAUAAGAUUCUGUGACCUCAUGCUGCAUAUGCGGCUGCCUACCUAGAUGAUAUCAUUAUAUUUAGUAAUGAUUUGUAGCGGCAUAUGCAGCAUCUGAGGGCCGUCCUGAGAUCUCUGAGGGGGGCGUCAGACAACACCUGUGUCUUGUUUCAGCAGUUGACGUGGAGAGAGUUUAAAACGCCAGGAGAGACAGAAGCAGUCGAGAGAGAGAGAGACGGACUGCUUACCACCGGAAGGAGUCAACCGGAAGCAUUUCCCGAUAGAGUCGGCGAGUGUUGAAAUAAAAGUCACCAUUGGUGUUUGUAACGAUUACUUUGAUUUAUUAAAAAUAUUGUCAGCAGUC